AUGUCCGCUGGCCUUGCCAAAGACCAGCCUCCUCCCUCUCCAUCGGCCAGCUUUUACGCCAUGAGCGACGACGAAGAAGGUGAAUACAGCACUAUUACCCAUACCGAGAGUGGUAGAGGGGUCAAGCUGUUAUUCUCCAAGAGCAAGGUGUACAUACACCCAACACCUUCUGCCAAGGACAAUAUCCCCGGAUAUGUCGCCCUUCUCCAGCAAAAGCCACCCCGUCCGGGCGAGCGACCGUCCUCGUCCUCCUCGUUAGCCCCAGCGCCGACUUCUUCCGAUCUCCUUCUCGCAUGGCUCCCGGAGUCUUCGCUUGGUGAUGCAGCGAGCAUCUACGUCAAGGUCGACCUCUGCGAGGGUGACUCGCCUCCGAAACAAUCAUAUCUCGUCCCUCCUCCGCCGACGGUCACGACCCACAGCGAUGUAGUUGGACACUACGCUUUCGCCAUACCUGUUAGCGCCAUCUUCUCUCUCCUGGUGCGCCCGCCAAGCAUCGGCUGGUGGUUCGGCUCCGUUAUUAUCAACACCCGAGCCGGUGACAGCUUCCCAGCCCUCUUUUUCCACGAUAGCGAGUGCGAGAGUACGAUACUGCAAAAGAAGAAGCGUGCAAGGCAAAACUUUGAUCCCUUUGGCGAAAAUGGAGAAAUGUUUUGGGGUGGCGAUGAAGUCCUGCGGUGGUUGAGGAGAUAUGUCCGGAUUGAGCGUUCGACGGCGGAGCCCAACGUCUACCUGGUUGAACCGUCGAAGGAGGAUAGUGAGUCGUUCUCCUUCAAGUCUGUCUCGAGUCCAUCCCAAAUCGGGAGGCAGGAUUCGGCUUCUGGAAUUCGCGGGAGGGGACCACCGUUGCCUCCUCCCGGGUCAAGAAGGUCGGUAAACGAUGCCCAGAUGGAUCCAUUUAUGAAGUUCGUCAAGGAAACCGGUUGGAACAUCAUGGAGAAGUUUUCUAGAGUUACUACCUUCACUCGAAGGGCCGCGCAGGAUGUCUUGGAUAACCCGAACGUGCCACCCCAGGUUAAGAGACUGCUCGGGAACCCCGAAGUGCAGACCCUGCAGGAUGAAUUUGACAGCGCAAGGCUAUAUCUCGCCCGGUGGGCUAUGGGUAUUGCCGAGCAGAGCGAACGUGAUAGACGCCAGCGGAUAUGGACCGCCCAGGACGUCAUGGAGCUCGAAGAUACGGAUGUGGGCGAGUUCGAAUUGGUAGACGGAGCUAGUAUGCUGUCCCUAGAAGAGAGAAGGAAACCGGUGACUCUGAAGGAGUGGAACGGGUUUUUCGAUCCCGUCACCGGUCGCCUCUCCGUCACGAUCGACGAAGUCAAAGAGAGGAUUUUCCAUGGCGGCUUAGACCCCGAGGAUGGAGUACGAAGGGAAGCUUGGCCGUUUUUACUCGGCCUCCAUGAGUGGUACUCAACCGCCGAGGAAAGGAGGGUUCAGAUCGCCUCCUUGAGAGAUGAAUAUUAUAGACUGAAGAACUCCUGGUGGGAGAGACUCGAUGGAAUGGGAGGCGAUGGCGAAUCUGGCGAGUGGUGGAGGGAGCAAAGAGGCAGGAUAGAGAAGGAUGUCCACAGGACAGACCGAAACGUCCCAAUCUUCCAAGGAGAGGAUGUACCUCACCCGGAUCCCAAAUCCCCAUUCGCUGAAGUUGGGACGAAUGCCCAUCUUGAGCAGCUCAAGGAAAUGCUCCUGACCUAUAACGAGUACAACAAAGAUCUAGGCUACGUCCAAGGCAUGUCGGAUCUCCUCGCGCCAAUUUACGCCGUCAUCCAAGACGACGCGGUUGCAUUCUGGGGCUUUCAGAAAUUCAUGGAGCGCAUGGAGCGAAACUUUCUCCGAGACCAAUCCGGCAUGCGCGCCCAGCUCCUGGCCCUCGAUCAGCUCGUCCACUUCAUGGACCCGAAACUCCACGCCCAUCUCCAGUCCACCGAUAGCACAAACUUCUUCUUUUUCUUCCGGAUGCUGUUAGUUUGGUAUAAGCGCGAGUUCAAGUGGCUCGAUGUCCUCCAUCUUUGGGAGGUGCUCUGGACCGACUAUCUUACGAGUAGCUUCCACCUCUUCGUUGCGCUGGCUAUCUUGGAGAAGCAUCGCGAUAUUAUCAUGACGCAUCUCAAGGCAUUUGAUGAGGUCCUUAAAUAUGUGAACGAGCUUUCCAACACCAUGGACCUGGAGUCAACACUCAUCCGUGCCGAGCAACUCUUCCGCCGCUUCCGCCGCCUCGUCGAGACAAUCGACAAGAAGCACAGCCUUCCUCUCCCACCGCCUCGCCCUCAGGGCCAUCAAGCAUCUUCGUCAGUAAGCUCCACUGCCUCAGGCCAGGUGCUUACGCCGACAUCUUCCGUCGGGCCUACUUCUCCACGGAGAGAUACGGGGAAAGCGCCGGAGACGGGGCCUGCCGCUACUGAGAGAGUCAUCACCCCGGAGCUGCGGAAGCUGCUGAGUCGGAAAGUGGAGGUCGUUCCGAAGAGGAGACCUGGCCCUAAGUGA
Scedosporium apiospermum is the source of this 2478-nucleotide messenger RNA. Its product is annotated as GTPase-activating protein GYP7. The record is from RefSeq and is a predicted model, not a curated record. Gene Ontology annotation, molecular function: GTPase activator activity. The coding region runs from base 1 to 2478 and encodes 825 amino acids. Lineage: Eukaryota; Fungi; Ascomycota; Sordariomycetes; Microascales; Microascaceae. Gene Ontology annotation, biological process: activation of GTPase activity. The transcript is spliced from 4 exons.